Megalopta genalis is the source of this 3872-nucleotide messenger RNA. It is a transcript of the gene Notum, whose product is annotated as palmitoleoyl-protein carboxylesterase notum. The record is from RefSeq and is a predicted model, not a curated record. Gene Ontology annotation, molecular function: hydrolase activity. Lineage: Eukaryota; Metazoa; Arthropoda; Insecta; Hymenoptera; Halictidae.
GCGUCGAGCCCAGUCCAGCUUGGACUCGGUCCUCAUGUUUUUCAUGCGUCCAGACGCCACGUGGACUCCACUCUCCAGCUUCAACCCUCAGCCACCAGUCUCUCCGUUCAUCGAUCGUUCAUCGCACGCGACACCGUUCCACGGUAUGACGAUACCCCGCGGCGUGUCUCUCUCGUGAAAACCACUCGGUGAAGACCAGCGAUCGAAGAUGAUCCAGGGGUGACCCGGACCGCCGAGGAUUUCCGGGGGUGCGACCCCGGCUCAUUGCUGCCAGAACUCCAUAUUCGAGGACGCGAAACUGUGCCGUGAAGAUGAAGACAGAAAUACAGAUCUCGGUGUGGCUGACGGCUCUGAUACUCACGAUAGCCGCGGACGAGAAGCCGACGAACACCGUCUCGGUGUCUUCUGGCUCGCCGAUGAUCCAGAGCAACACGAUACAGAAGCUGAUCAAGAUCCUGGAGAAGUACGGACUGGAGGAGCAGAGGGGCCUGAAGAGAGUCUAUCUGAGCAACAGGUCGAUCACUUGCAACGACGGAUCCCAGGCGGGAUUUUACCUGCGAAAGUCGCACGGCUCGAAGCGGUGGGUCAUUUUCUUGGAAGGUGGCUGGUAUUGCUACGAUCACAAGAGCUGCAGGAACAGGUGGCUACGGCUCCGGCAUCUGAUGACAUCGACGCAGUGGCCUGAGACACGCGACGUCGGAGGCCUGCUUUCUUCAAAUCCGGAAGAGAAUCCGUUUUGGUGGAAUGCGAAUCACGUAUUCGUUCCUUAUUGUACGAGCGACAGUUGGAGCGGUACCAGGGCCUCGCCAAACGACAUGUUUUCGUUCAUGGGGGCCGAGAUCGUAUUGCAAGUGGUGCGGGAUCUCAUUCCACUCGGUCUUGAAAACGCUAGCUCCCUUCUUCUGGCAGGCAGCAGCGCGGGUGGAACCGGUGUCAUGUUGAAUUUGGAUCACGUGCACAAUUUGGUUCGCCAUGAAUUAGGGCUAAAGCAUAUUGCGAUAAGAGGUGUGUCGGAUUCAGGGUGGUUCUUGGAUAGAGCACCCUAUUCGCCGAAUGGUUUGUCGCCCGUUGACGCGGUUCACAAGGGGAUGGAGUUGUGGAAAGCUCGAAUGCCUCACAAUUGCGUCGCGAAGCACCAAAACGAGCCCUGGAGGUGUUACUUCGGAUACAGACUGUACCCGACCCUAACUGCGCCCCUGUUCGUUUUUCAAUGGCUGUUCGACGAGGCGCAGAUGUCGGCUGAUAACGUGGGUGCACCGGUGACGAAGCAGCAAUGGGAUUACAUACAUAAGAUGGGCGACAGCUUGCGGCAGACCUUCGAAAACGUUACCGCGGUCUUUGCCCCGAGCUGCAUUAGUCACAGCGUUCUGACGAAGAGGGAUUGGCAGUUGGUUAAAAUAGACGAAGUUUCCUUGGCACAGGCGUUGCAUUGUUGGGAACAAAUGCCAAUCGGAAAUCACCGUAACGACACUCAUUCGCCAAUUGAGACGAACCAACCGUGCGCGAAGUCUCUGCGGAAACUGUUGCGUUCCGGGUUGACGAAGGGAAACGGAACUUCGCCUGAACUCGGAAGAGCCGGUAAAACUGAAUCCGCGCCGGAGCUGCAGAAAGUCGCGUCCAUGGUCAUUACCAAGCCGGACGAGGGGAAAUUGUCGGUCGCCUCGGCGCAGGAACGGGAGAAUAAAAAGAGGAAGAGGCGGAAGCACAAAGGCAGACGGAGAGACAGGAACAAGGAGGCGAGAACGAAGAAGGAGAGACACGAGCGGAGAAAGGCCGCAGGUCGCCGAAAGGGCAACAAGCAGAACAACGACAACAACCACACGGGCAUGUUCAACGGUACCAGGCCUCAGCGCUCGGUGAUACCAUCUGGCAAACGGAAGUGCGUCCAGGGCUGCCACUUCCGGCUAAUCGAACGUUGCACUUGGCCGCAGUGUAAUCACAGCUGCCCGAAGCUCCACAACCCGUUUACCGGCGAGGAGAUGGACUUCAUCGAGCUGCUGAAGAGCUUCGGAUUAGACAUGAAGAGCGUGGCGAACGCGCUGGCAUUGGCAGCGCAAUGCGGAAAAGUAUGGCUGACAGUCUCCUCCUUGUGGAGACCGAUCGCUGCCAGCGACACAGUGGUGGACGCGGAGCUGGAAGUAAAUUGGGAUCUUGAUUGUCCAUCGAGCACAGGAUACCCAGAUACCAUCAAGGUGUUCACUGCUGACCCAGCACAUAAUAAAACGAUCAAGCCGAAGUUGACUUUGACUUCGCUGCAAUACCCCCAAGGCUAUUAUCGAACCAACAUCACGGUCGGUCGACCGCCCCUUCCGGGUGGAUGGGACACCAAAGAUGGCGCGACGCUUCCCGGCCCCCAUUGCUUGAAAUACCAUGCUGCCCUUUAUAAAGAAGGGUCUUUCCUCACCAGUUCCUGCUUGCAGAUCUGGCCGACAUGGAUGUACGAUUUAAGGAGGCAACUAGGAAGACUGCCAAUAGGAAGCUUAAUGAUUCCCGGAACACACAAUUCGGGAUGUUACAAGCAUGGCGACCUUACACGAAGGGACGCCUUUCAACGAUACUUGUUAACGCAGGAUCGCGACGUGUGGACGCAAUUAGUGCACGGCAUAAGGUACCUGGACAUCAGGGUGGGCUAUUAUCCGGCGAUUCCGAACGGUACCGCCAUCGAGGAAGGCAAUCACAUAAGCAGAUUUUGGAUCAAUCACGAUGUGAUUCGGAUUACGCCUUUGUCCGCCAUCAUCAGAGAUGUGAGGAACUUUUUGAACGUCGCAAGGGGAGAGGUCGUUAUCAUGGACUUCCAUAGAUUUCCGGUGGGAUUCCAGGACAGAUCGAACAGACACCGUCGAUUGGCCACGAUCCUCCGGCGAGAAUUCGGAGGUCUGAUUCUCAAGCCUGAUAGGGGGGUCGAAGGUCUUGGUCCGACCUUGAACGAUAUUUGGACCGGAGGGAAACGCUUGAUUAUUUGUUACGGCGAUAAGCACACCGUGAAUGAGUACGAUUGGUUGUGGCCGACAAUGUCUCAAGCCUGGGGUAAUCAACAGACGGUGGAGGGUCUGUUCAAGUAUUUGGACGAAGUUAUUAUGGGGCCGAAGAGGUUCCGAAACAGUCAAAACCCAUUAUGGGCGGUGAUGGCGGAGUUGACGCCCGAUCCCCUGGAAAUAAUCUUCAAUCUGUCUGGAGGACUGCGGCAAAUGGCCGAUUCCGUGAACAGAAAUCUGACGUUUAAGUUCCAGGAGGAAUGGUGGAAAGAAACCAACGUGGUAGCUACCGAUUUCUUCCUCGGGAACAACCUCAUCGACGUCUCGAUACAGGCGAACAUCAAGAAGAGCAACAUCGCCCAGUGGCGUUUGUAACGCGAGAACAAACGAUUAUACUCUACGAAAAUGUAAUUUUAAUUAGAUGCGGCUUCGUCAAUGAGUACGGAAUCGAGAUGAAGGGAGCUUGUCGAGAUCGGUUGAACGGUGUCCAGAAGCCGUUCAGGAUCUGCUAAAGUCCAUUAUUGUGGUUGAAAUUACUUUUUGACGAAUUUGUAAACUUUCUAGUCUUCUAUUAUCAAUUUUAAUCGCAACUUUAUAAAUUAUUGAAACUGUUUACGUAGUCGAAGCCUUUCGAAGAUUUAGAGGAAAAAAGAGGGUAGCAAUGAUUAUCGAUUAGAAUUCGCGAGGACAAGAUGGAUGAUGAUUUCCUUGAAAUGAACUAUUGAAUUCCAAUUGUUGCGUUUCGUGGAUGUUAGAAUUAAUUUGUCGGUCCGUCGAUGUUGAGGAGGAACAUUAGGGUAACUGAUGUAAGAGUCCAAACGCAAGCAAGAAUAACAAUAUGCGAAUUAAAAGACCCAAUAAAUUGGAGUAUAAACACGUAUACUCGAAAUGAAAGAA